This is a messenger RNA of Strongylocentrotus purpuratus (purple sea urchin), 1178 nucleotides long. RefSeq names its product phosphomannomutase-like. NCBI's taxonomy places the organism in Eukaryota, Metazoa, Echinodermata, Echinoidea, Camarodonta, Strongylocentrotidae. The transcript has 7 exons. Gene Ontology annotation, molecular function: phosphomannomutase activity. Gene Ontology annotation, cellular component: cytosol. The record is from RefSeq and is a predicted model, not a curated record. Gene Ontology annotation, biological process: GDP-mannose biosynthetic process; mannose metabolic process; protein N-linked glycosylation. Bases 117 to 863 code for a protein of 248 amino acids.
UUCUCAGGUAUCGUAAAGUUCUGACGUGUCAACUCGGCCCGCUUCUGCUUCGCUCUUCGGGUGCUACAGUUUGUGUUUUCUCCUAGUGUUGAUCACAUAUCGUUCUCUCCUCCAACAUGUCUCGUGAUACAUCAAAGAUCAUUCUUUUCGACGUUGAUGGAACUCUUACUGCCGCUCGGAAAGUUAUCGAGCCGGAUAUGGUUGAGUUUUUGGAGAAACUGAAGCAAAGAUAUACUGUUGGACUGGUGGGAGGUUCAGAUCUGCCUAAGAUUACAGAGCAGAUGGAUGGCGUAGAGAGAAUCAAUAUGUUUGAUUUCGUCUUUGCUGAGAAUGGGCUUGUUGCGUUAGCUAAAGGAGAAAACAUUGCCACACAGAGCAUUCAAAAGUUCAUGGGAGAAGAUAAGAUGCAGGAACUGAUCAACUUCUGUCUCAAAUAUCUGUCUGGUGUUAAAUUACCCCUCAAGAGAGGAACCUUCAUUGAAUUCAGGAAUGGCAUGAUCAAUAUAUGCCCAAUCGGGAGGAGUUGCAGUUACCCUGAGAGGGGGGAGUUCAGCGAGUUUGACAAGCUCCAUGGAGUGAGGGAAAAGAUGGUUGAAGCCCUUCGCAACGAGUUCACAAAAGACGGUCUGGUAUUCUCGAUAGGAGGGCAGAUAAGCAUAGAUGCAUUUCCAAAAGGAUGGGACAAGACUUAUUGCCUCAACUUCUUGGAGAAAGACUUUAAAGAAAUCUAUUUCUUUGGGGACAAGACGUACAAGGGAGGCAAUGAUCAUGAGAUCUUCGAAGACUCAAGAACAAAAGGAUACACAGUAACGAGUCCGGAGGAUACCAAGAAACAAGUCUGUCAGCUGUUUGAUAUAGAAUAAAUGUCUUCUGCAACUAUUAUAAUGUUGCAUACUAAUAAUUUAACAUAUUUUUAUAAGGUUUUAGUGCUUGUUUGUACAUUCCGUUUGAUUCAGUAUUGAAUUAGGUUUUUAUAGGGUAAUAGAACAAUAAAAGCAGAACAAUCAGAUAGGGUGAAAACUUUACCGAAAUCUGAUGGGUUUAUAAAAGAAGGUUAGGAUUUUAGGAAGUUGUAAUUACAAUAGGAGUUUCAAAUUGUGGAAUGGGUAAUGUCACUGUGAUAUAGUUUAAAGGCACACUGUCCUACUUGUAGGUACUUGCUCCCUCUAUAUAGAAAA